This is a messenger RNA of Nelumbo nucifera (sacred lotus), 1875 nucleotides long. Its product is annotated as serine hydroxymethyltransferase, mitochondrial. Gene Ontology annotation, cellular component: mitochondrion; cytoplasm. Gene Ontology annotation, molecular function: glycine hydroxymethyltransferase activity; pyridoxal phosphate binding. The record is from RefSeq and is a predicted model, not a curated record. NCBI's taxonomy places the organism in Eukaryota, Viridiplantae, Streptophyta, Magnoliopsida, Proteales, Nelumbonaceae. Gene Ontology annotation, biological process: tetrahydrofolate interconversion.
UAAUACCAAAACCUGAAAAGAGAGGAAGAUACUAAGCACACUGCACACAUACACGAGAGAGAGAGAGAGAGAGUAGGAGAUGGCGAUGGCAAUGGCGCUUCGCAGGCUAUCCUCGUCCGUGAGGAAGCCGAUUCUUCCUCUCUCUAAUGGUGGCUCUCUAUAUUACAUGUCUUCUUUGCCGAAUGAAGCCGUUUACGAUAAGGAGAAAUCUGGUGUUACGUGGCCAAAGCAGUUGAAUGCUCCGCUCGAGGAGGUCGAUCCGGACAUUGCAAAUAUCAUCGAGCUCGAGAAAGCAAGACAAUGGAAGGGACUGGAACUCAUACCUUCGGAGAACUUCACGUCUGUAUCUGUGAUGCAAGCUGUUGGGUCUAUCAUGACUAAUAAAUACAGUGAAGGAUAUCCCGGUGCUAGAUAUUAUGGAGGAAACGAGUACAUUGACAUGGCAGAAUCCUUAUGCCAGAAGCGUGCCUUGGAAGCAUUUGGGUUGGAUCCUGCGAAAUGGGGAGUUAAUGUGCAAUCACUAUCUGGGUCCCCUGCUAAUUUCCAAGUAUACACUGCAUUGUUGAAACCUCAUGAAAGAAUCAUGGCACUUGAUCUUCCACAUGGUGGACAUCUUUCGCAUGGCUAUCAGACCGACACCAAGAAGAUAUCUGCUGUCUCUAUAUUCUUUGAGACAAUGCCUUAUAGAUUGAAUGAAAGUACUGGAUACAUUGACUAUGACCAGUUGGAGAAAAGUGCCACACUCUUCAGACCAAAACUAAUAGUUGCUGGUGCAAGUGCUUAUGCACGCCUCUAUGAUUAUGCUCGCAUUCGCAAGGUCUGUGACAAGCAGAAAGCUAUCCUGCUGGCAGAUAUGGCACAUAUUAGUGGGUUGGUUGCAGCCAGUGUGAUUCCAUCUCCUUUUGAGUAUGCAGAUAUAGUGACCACUACAACACACAAGUCACUUCGUGGACCACGUGGAGCCAUGAUCUUCUUUAGAAAGGGGGUGAAAGAGGUCAACAAGCAAGGCCAAGAGGUCUUUUAUGACUAUGAAGACAAAAUCAACCAGGCUGUCUUUCCAGGGCUUCAAGGUGGUCCACAUAAUCAUACAAUUGCUGGAUUAGCUGUUGCAUUGAAACAGGCCAUGACUCCAGAGUACAAAGCCUAUCAAGAACAAGUUCUCAGUAAUUGCUCAAAAUUCGCCCAGAGCUUAGUAGAGAAGGGCUAUGAGCUUGUCUCUGGUGGAACUGAAAACCAUUUAGUCUUGGUGAACCUUAAGAACAAGGGUAUUGAUGGCUCUAGAGUUGAAAAGGUAUUGGAAUUGGUCCAUAUUGCAGCCAACAAGAACACUGUUCCUGGGGAUGUGUCUGCCAUGGUUCCUGGUGGCAUCAGAAUGGGAACCCCAGCCCUUACGUCAAGAGGAUUUGUUGAAGAGGAUUUUGUAAAAGUAGCUGAUUUUUUUGACACUGCUGUGAAAUUGGCCGUGAAGAUAAAAGCUGAAACCAAAGGGACAAAGUUGAAGGACUUUCUGGCUACAAUCCAAACAAGCGCUAAUGUCCAAUCUGAGAUUUCAAAACUUCGCCAUGAAGUUGAGGAGUAUGCUAAGCAAUUUCCUACAAUUGGGUUUGACAAGGAGACAAUGAAGUACAAGGACUAGGGAAAAUAUCCUUUCCUGCAAGUGGUUACAGGCGGUGGGAAUUAUUGCUUCAAAAUCAUAAUGAAUGGAGAUGAUUAGAGAGAAGACUUUCUGUUGUGAAUGAUGAAAAAUUUGCAGAGAACGAAGCUAUAAAAUCAAGCAGAACUUUUGCUCUAUAUCAGUUUAAUUCAUGCCCGUACUCUGUACAUAUAUUUACUGAUGCUCUGCAAUAUAAACCCUCCUUGGUUUCAGAAGAGAUC